Tinamus guttatus (white-throated tinamou) is the source of this 2382-nucleotide messenger RNA. NCBI's taxonomy places the organism in Eukaryota, Metazoa, Chordata, Aves, Tinamiformes, Tinamidae. The record is from RefSeq and is a predicted model, not a curated record.
AUGGCGGCGGGCCGGGCCCAACAGGGCUUGCCGUUGCUAAGCGACGCGGCCUGGCCGCGGCCUGGGGGUGCAAGAGCGACCUGUUGCUGUUGCCAGGGUUCCCAGAGGCCUCUCUUUCUGUCCGGAAAAGUAAUUAGAGUGACGGGUUUCAUGAAAGGACUUUAUACGGAUUUUGAAUUGAAAUCAGAGAACGUUAAGGAUAAAGAUGCCAAAAUCAGCUUUCUUCAGAAGGCAAUUGAUGCUGUUGUACUGGUAACAGGAGAGCCACUGUCAGUAAAACCAGCACGUGUUGUAGCUGGACAUGAACCUGAAAAAACCAAUGAAUUACUUCAAGCAAUUGGGAAGUGUUGCUUAAAUAAGCUGUCUAGUGAUGAUGCUGUAAAAAAGAUCUUAGCUGGGGAAAGAGCUGAUGCUAAAGGAAAGCCUCCCUUGUCUAAAUCUCGAGAUAAAGAAAACAGAGCAUCCAGAGCAGAAGAACAAAAAAGCCAUAGAGACAAAGAGGGGAAAGGGGACUCUGAAAUUAGAGACAGAAGCUUGAGCAGAGACAGAAAACCGAAAGAAGAUUUGAAAGAAGAGAGCAAAGAAAGAGAAAAGGAAAGUGAUAAACAUAAGCAUAAUGAGGACAGGCACAAAGACCUUGAAAGAGGCAACAUUAAGGAAGGGGAAAAACAGGAAAGGGAAAGAAACAAAAGCAGAACAACUAAGGAAGGAAGAGAAACAGAAGAAGACAAAGAAAAGGGAGAUGUAGAACGAGAAAAAGAUUUUGAACACGGUAAAAGACAGGAAAGGGAGAAAAAAAAAGAAGGAGGAAGAGAAAAAGACAAAGUGAAAGAAAGAGACAAAGAAAAGACCAGAGAAAGAGACAAGGAAAGGGGAAAAGACCGAGAAAGGGAUAGACGACGGGAAAGAGGAAAGGAUGGGGAACACUCAAGAGAACAUGGAAAGGAUAAAGCAGAGAAAAAGUCCACAGAUUCUGAGGAACCUGCACUUCGAAAAACGGAGAGGCCGUCUAAAGACAGCAAGUACCAGCCAGAUAAUGAGAAUGAAAGUCCUGCAGGAAUAACAAAGCAACCUUUAACCAAAGCAUCAAGGCAGCGCACCAAACCUGGAGGAGAAGGAACAGUGGAAGCUAAUAUCUUAGCAGAUAAGAUUUCAGAGGACAAUGCUGCUAAACCACAAGAGAAAGCGGAACCAGCGGCUGCAGUAAAACAGAAAGAAGGAGAAGCAGAGAACACUGCUCCUGAAAAGCCUGCAGCACCUGAAAAUGACAAAGCGCCUAAUGAUCUUCCACCUCAGGUUAUCCAAAGGCGAAUUUCACGGCCUGGCAGUGCAAGACCAGCACCACCGCGAAUAAAACGCCAAGAAAGCACAGAGGCCUUAUUUCCAGAAAGGAAUAGUAGUGGUAAAACAGUCUCAAAUUUGAUCACAGACCAUCAAAAUUCUGAUGACGAUGAUGACCAGUUUGUGGUGGAGGCGGCACUGCCGCUGCCAGAAAUGCCAGAGAUGGAAACGGAGCCAGAAGUGCAGCUGGUUGAGGAUGAAAAACAUGGUGGACUUGUAAAAAGAAUUCUAGAAACCAAGAAAGAUUAUGAGGCAUCUCAAAAAUCACUGAAGUCUGCAGAGAAGGAGAAGCCCUUUGUGUCAGAAGCAGCUAGGAAAAAAGAGAGAGACUUAGUAGCCAAAGAAAUCGAGAGGUUGCAGGUCUCUAUUCAGACUCUGUGCCGGAGUUCCCUUCCUCUUGGCAAGAUCAUGGAUUACAUCCAGGAGGACAUGGAUGCUAUGAAGAACGAAUUGCAGAUGUGGCGACACGAGAACAGGCAGCUUGGAGAAGCCCUGCAGAAAGAGCAAUGUAUCACAGACAGUGCUGUAGAGCCCUUAAAAGCUGAACUGGCUGAACUGGAACAGUUGAUUAAAGACCAGCAAGACAAGAUAUGUGCUGUAAAAUCUAAUAUUUUAAAGAACGAAGACAAAAUCCAGAAGAUGAUUCUUAGCAUAAACCUGUCUUCAAAAAGGUGAAGAAGAGAACAAAAAAGCAUUGGAACGGACUGGCAUUUCUAUAAAAUAAAAGCAAAAUAGCAGAGGAAGAAUUAACAUACGCCUUGUUCAAAUAUAAAGUUAAGGACCAGAAUCCUAAAUAGAAUAUGAAAUCCCAUUAUUACAAUCUUUUUUAGAGGUUUGUAUUGCCCAGGAUAAAAUUAUAUUUAUUUGAAUGCACAAGUUACAGAACUAUUAAAAUAAGUUGUUUCUUUAGAUGUGAACUGUUGUUGCUUGCUUAUUAGGAUUUUGCAGCCCCCUUUUCAUCCCUGGUCUCUUCAGGGCAGUUUCUGAGCCAGCCUUCUUAUGCAUCCCUUUCCUCUCCUCAUACCUACUGAGGUCACUUUU